AAAUUCGAACCUGAAAUUCUCUGUCACCUAUUGACGAAAAUAUCCCUGAUUACAUUCUUAAGUUCGAUUCAAUGCAAGACUCCGUCCACAUUCCCACUGGUUUAUCCGGCGAAAAACCGGCCGAAGAUCCGUCCAAUGUUGCCGGAAAAUUGAACCAGAGCACCGUGAAUUGCCUCUAUGAAGCAAAAAUCGCAGGAUUCCGGCGUCUAGUGACAGUGACCUGGUGUAAAAACCUAAUGGCGCAUGACCUCUCUAUUGCCCUAGAAAAACCGGGCACUUCAGAUAAUCACUACACAUGCAAAAUCGAGCUCAAACCAUGGUACUUUUGGAGCAAAAAGGGGUUCAAAUCCUUUGAAAUCGAUGGCAAAAAGCUCGAUUUCUACUGGGAUUUGAGAACUGCUAAAUUUUCAGGGAGCCCUGAACCGUUUGCUGAUUUCUAUGUUGCUCUUGUCUUUGAAGAGGAGGUUGUUCUUUUAAUGGGGGAUUUGAAAAAAGAAGCCUUCAAGAAAACAAAGGCCAGGCCGUCUUUGACAGAUGCAGUGCUGUUAUCAAAGAGAGAGCACGUUUUUGGAAAGAGAAGCUUUGUAACCAGAGCGAGAUUUGAUGAGAGAGUAAACAAAGCUCAUGAGAUCAUAAUCGAAUGCCCAGUUAAUGGAAUUCUGAAUCAUGAGCUAUGGAUCAGCAUUGAUGGCAUGGUUUUGAUUCAGGUGAACAAUUUGCAGUGGAAAUUCAGGGGAAAUGACACGAUAAUGGUGAACAAAUUACCCGUUCAGGUGUUUUGGGACGUUCAUGACUGGAUCUUUGGGAUUGGUUCAGGUCAUGCUCUGUUCAUAUUCAAGCCUGAUUCGCCGCAUUCCGGUGAACAGAGGCAUUUUUCCGGCGAGGGUUUGACAGGGUUUUGCUUGUUCUUGUAUGCUUGGAAGAUAGAGUGAGAAAGUGAGAAAAAUAGAGUGAGAAGAAAGUGGGACAGACUGAGAUGAAUGGUUAGGCUUCGACGAUAGGUUUCCGGCCAUUGUGGGUCAGAUUCCGGGGUCUUAUGCGGCGUGAAAGAUUUCUGUAGACCGGGGAGAGAGAUCAGGGGGGAAAGAGGGAGAGUUCAUCUAAUGGGAUCAAGAAAAUUUUUGUUGUCGGCAUUCUGAUGAGUCUUGAUUUCGAUGAAAAUAAGUUGAUAUGUGGUGGUGGUAUCCUCUCUCCAUCAGAAACAUGUGAGAUGGGAUAGGUUAUGGUUUCUCAUAAAAGAAGAAAGAUGAAAAAAAAAAAAAAA
Messenger RNA from Amborella trichopoda, 1264 nucleotides. RefSeq lists its product as uncharacterized. Lineage: Eukaryota; Viridiplantae; Streptophyta; Magnoliopsida; Amborellales; Amborellaceae. The record is from RefSeq and is a predicted model, not a curated record.